This is a messenger RNA of Diaporthe citri, 1446 nucleotides long. RefSeq lists its product as uncharacterized. The record is from RefSeq and is a predicted model, not a curated record. The coding region runs from base 1 to 1446 and encodes 481 amino acids. The transcript is spliced from 3 exons. Gene Ontology annotation, molecular function: transmembrane transporter activity. Gene Ontology annotation, biological process: transmembrane transport. NCBI's taxonomy places the organism in Eukaryota, Fungi, Ascomycota, Sordariomycetes, Diaporthales, Diaporthaceae.
AUGGUAAUCCAGUCACCUGAGCAGUGCGACAGCACCAGGGAUGCGGACACCACACCAGGGACCAACUCGACUGCCCUUGGACUCAAAAGUGAAGGCGUGCCCGGUCUGCACACGGAGAAGCAUACAGGCGUCCAAGAAGCCUCCGGACCGGGUACGGCACCCGAUGAGUCGAGCCGAUCCCAAGGACGUCGAGCUGCUCUCGACCGUCUGAGGCAUAUCUUGACAUGGGCACCCAAGAACUGUCGUUAUGAUCCAAAUGAGCCGCCUAAAUUCAGCCUGUCCCUAAACCUCCUGUUUGCUCUGGCCGGCACGAUCACCGUGGCGAACUUGUACUACGUCCAGCCAAUCUUGUUCAAGAUUGCAGAUACAUUUGAUGUUAGCUUCGAGAAGGCCUCAUCUGUAGCAACUAUGCAACAGUGGCUCGGCUUGUGUCUCACACCCCGUUUCGAAUCAUUUGCAGCCAUUUCAUUCAUCUGCGGUAUGACCACCGUCACUCCGCAAUUGAUGCUGCCGUUGGUCGGGGAUCUAGCACCAGCCAACAGGAAGGCUAGCUGUCUGUCCAUCGUGGUGUCCGGGCUGGCUCUGGGCAUAUUGGUUGCUCGUCUGCUCUCCGGAAUCAUCGCAAACUUCACCGACUGGCGCAACGUCUACUGGUUCUCAUUUGGUGCCCAGUGGUGCAUUUUCAUCCUCCUUUUCCUUUACAUGCCGGAUUACCCUUCGAAAAACCCGGGUGGUCUGAACUGGUUCAAGUUGAUGUGGAGCAUUCUGCAUAUGUUCUUCACGGAGCCUUUGCUGGUCCAGGUCUGCAUCAUCACUUUUGUCAAUAGCUCCAUCUUCACCUCCUUCUGGACAACACUAUCGUUCCUGCUGUCGUCGCCCCCCUUCAACUACAGCUCGUUGAUCAUUGGACUUUUUGCACUAAUAGGCAUCGCAAUCAUCUGCUGGGGUCCGGUCUAUAGCCGUCUGGUCAUCGACAAGAUACAGCCACUAUAUUCCUGCCUAAUUGGAAUUGGUAUUGAGCUUACCGGCGUGUCUAUUGGGACGUUCAUUGGUACAUUUACUGUUGCCGGACCUGUCAUUGAGGCAAUCGCUAUUGACCUGGGCAAUCAGGGUUGCAAUAUCGCAAAUCGGACUGCAAUCAAUGAUAUCAAUCCCAAAGCCAGGAACCGCGUCAAUACGUGUUAUAUGCUGGCGGGUUUUACGGGGCAGCUCACUGGAACCGCUGUUGGGAAUCGCUUAUACGCAGUCGGGGGUUGGAAGGCCAGCGGCAUCUGUAAUCUUGCUUUCCUCGGUUUUGCUGUCUUGGUCUGCCUUGCACGGGGUCCACGCGAAACACGGUGGCUUGGAUGGAGUGGUGGAUGGGGCAUGCGGCUACGGGAACCGAAACAGUCAACUGCAGCUCCAGGCAACCGAGGUGAAACCGACGAGGAAGCAGAUACGUCCUGA